Fusarium venenatum is the source of this 1575-nucleotide messenger RNA. RefSeq lists its product as uncharacterized. Lineage: Eukaryota; Fungi; Ascomycota; Sordariomycetes; Hypocreales; Nectriaceae. Gene Ontology annotation, molecular function: glycosyltransferase activity. The record is from RefSeq and is a predicted model, not a curated record.
AUGGUUUCUCAAACUCAACAAUUGGCUAUGUCGCCAUAUCCUAGCCAUGAUCUCUCUGAGUUUCCCGAAGCCCUCAAAGGGAAGCGCAUACUGCUUUGCACAGAGUCCUUUGGCCCUGUCAAUGGAGUUAGUCGCACGACUUUGAUGCUUGUUAACCAUUUGCGAGCGAACGGAGCUUCCGUAGCAGUGGUCGCGCCACACAACCAUACCGAACACAACACCUUCACUCCACCUCCGUCGCCCACCUUGUCUCCUGCAGAUAAGCAACCUGAAGUCAGAGUGUCUGGAUAUCCGCUUCCUUUCAACCCAGAAUUGUCUAUUGUAUACCCUGUGCGCAACUCAACACUGUUCUCGAACACCUUUGGCGACGUCUCUCCUCCCGAUUUGAUCUAUCUGGCAUCACCUGCAAGUCUUGGUUUCCAAGUGAUGCUUCAGCUACGACAGCAGCCUAGAGAAAAACAGAUCCCGGUAAUCUGCAACUUUCAGACCGAUCUGGCUGGCUAUUGCUCGAUCCUCUUCCCUGCCCCUCUCAGCCAUGUCGCCGUGUUCGCGUUUGCAGCUGUGCAGAGCUACUUGUUCAGUCACUCCUCGAUCAAAACCAUCUUCUACCCUUCCAGCUUCGUGAAACGAUACCUUGUGGAUCAAAAUGUCCCAGAAAACAAGCUUGAACUUCUGACACGAGGUGUCAACACCGAACUUUUCAACCCAAGGAUGAGGAGUGAGACAUUGCGAAAGCAACUGGCCCCGAACGGCGAGAUUAUUUUCGUAACGGUUUCCCGCAUUGCUGGCGAGAAGGGUUUCGAUUUUCUUGCCAAGGCUACAAAGGAGCUUGAUGCUCGGGGGCUUGGCUUCAAGCUGUAUGUCGUGGGUGGCAAUCGUAACCCCGACGUGGAGAAGGAAGUGCAAGAGCUCUUCGACCCUUUAAGGGAGAAGGGCAAGGUUAUUUUCGCAGGAUUCAAGGUUGGAGAGGACUUGGCGGCUGCGUAUGCCAGCGGUGAUGUUUUCCUUCAUUGUUCCAUCACGGAAACUUUCGGUCUUGUUGUUUUGGAAUCUAUGGCUAGUGGUGUUCCAGUCGUAGCCCGAGACGAAGGUGGCCCGUCUGAUAUCGUUCAGCAAGGGGACAACGGAUUUCUUGUUCCACCGAAUGACCUUGACGGGUUCGUGGCCAAGGCAAUGAAACUCGGACGGGAUCACAACCUCCGGGGGCAGAUGGGUCAUUCUGCUAGGGCUUACGCAUGCGAGGCGACUUGGGAGAAGAUUAACAACAAGGUAGCAUGGCGCAUGGCGGACACCAUCUUGGAGAGAAAGCGUGAACGAGGAAAUCUUUCAAGUCGCACACCCUCAAUUCUGAGAACAUCGACAGAGCCGCUCAUCCCAAUUUAUGGCUGGCUUAUGAUGAACGAUGCUAUACGUGAGACAGUCACACGAGGCAUCGUUGAUGCGCGACUGAUGGGCGGAUUGGGUGUCAUUCUCUCCUUCUGGAUAGUGACUGGAUGGUACAUGGCGUUCACAGAAUGUUUCCUCUGGGCCAAGGGGCGAUUGAGGGGUGCAGAAAGGAGGUUGUCAGUCUCGUAG